Molecule: messenger RNA, 1350 nt
Organism: Coniosporium apollinis CBS 100218
Lineage: Eukaryota; Fungi; Ascomycota; Dothideomycetes
Product: RAN protein kinase
Exons: 2
Coding region: 1-1350 (449 amino acids)
Biological process (GO): protein phosphorylation; intracellular signal transduction
Molecular function (GO): protein serine/threonine kinase activity; ATP binding
Source: RefSeq, a predicted model, not a curated record
AUGCUGCCAACUCCACCAGCUUCUCCACAGCUUACUGGACUCAGCGCCCCAGAAGACCGGCUCGGGAAAGUACUGGCUGGGCGCCUGCGAUUCACUAGCAUACUCGGAAUAGGUGCCUAUGGAGUGGUCUACACUGCCGUGGAUUUACAGACGGACAUCACCUAUGCCGUGAAGGCCCUCAACAAGAUCGGCCUAGAGCCCAGGCAGAGGAAGUUCCAGCAGCGGGAGAUACAACUGCACCAUCAGGCUAGUGCUCAUCCGAACGUGGUCUCUAUGAUCCAGAUCAUCGAUUGUCCCGAAUGUACAUUCGUUGUUCUUGAGUACUGCCCGGAAGGUGACCUGUUCGCCAACAUUACAGAGCGUGGAAACUACACUGGUAAUGAUGCAUUGGCCAAAAGUGUGUUUCUCCAGAUAUUGGAUGCCGUCGAGUAUUGCCAUUCCAUAGGGAUUUACCACAGGGAUCUUAAGCCUGAGAACAUCCUAGUGACAGACCAUGGAUUGACCGCCAAGCUCGCGGAUUUUGGAUUAGCCACUUCAGAUCCGAUCACAUCCGACUUCGGCUGCGGUUCCACAUUCUACAUGUCGCCAGAAUGCCAGCAAUCGUCACCUAAGGGAUACCAGUGCUACGCCACGGCGCCAAAUGACGUCUGGUCUCUUGGUGUCAUCUUGGUGAAUCUAACUUGUGGCCGUAAUCCAUGGAAGCGCGCUUCCGUUGAGGACUCGACGUUCAAGGCAUUUCUGAAGGACCCUAGGUUUCUUAGGUCUAUUCUUCCGCUGUCUCCAGAAUUGGACGUCAUUCUGCGGCGCAUUUUCGAAUGCAACCCCGCUCAAAGGAUCUCCAUUCCAGAAUUGAAAACCUUGAUCAGGCAAUGUCCAAGGUUCACCACGAAGCCUGCACGAACCCCUACGCCUGUUCACAUCCCGGCACCCUUACCAUCUCCACCAUUCUCACCAGUGGACUACGAAAGGGACGCCGCUUUCCGUGCUGGCUUCGCAUCGGAGUACAGUUACGGUGCCCAGCUUCCAGCCUCGAUGAUUCCCGUUCAGCCUCUAUCACCACCUCAGCAGGAGCUUACUGGCUACUUCUCACCCUUGGCAUCGUCCCUUCCGAGCUGCUGUUCCGACGUCUGUUCCGUGUUCACGGCAAGCGGACCGGUGUCGCCUGCUUCGUCAACGUCUUCAUUCACUCACAUCAGUAGCGUUCCGCAAAAAGUACUGUCCCCUGUGCAGUCAUCCUACGUUUCUGCAAGUUCGAAUAACUGGCUUAACCCAUUCCUAAUCCACGCUGCGAAUUUUGCAAAGCAGAUGUACCAUCAACCGUCUUUCCUAGCUCCGGUCCGAGUAUAUUGA